Messenger RNA from Prosopis cineraria, 477 nucleotides. RefSeq names its product S-protein homolog 5-like. The transcript has a single exon. The record is from RefSeq and is a predicted model, not a curated record. Bases 1 to 477 code for a protein of 158 amino acids. Lineage: Eukaryota; Viridiplantae; Streptophyta; Magnoliopsida; Fabales; Fabaceae.
AUGGCUCCGAUAUUAUCUCUGAAGCCUCUGCUUUUGGUCACAGCCAUAGUUGCUGCAAUGUGCCAAGGUGGCGAGACAGGUCUUCUUCCUCCAAAAACAACAGUCCAAAUCAUCAAUACCUUGCCUAAGCACGAGGACUUGACACUUCAUUGCAAAGACAAGCAUCAUGAUCUUGGGGAGCACACUCUGAAAUUCGAAGAGUCGUUUGAAUUCAGAUUCAGGCCAAAUCUUAUGAUGAAUUCGACUCUUUAUUUCUGUAGUUUUUGGUGGCAAUCAGGAGAACCUCGUUACUUUGACAUAUACAAACAGGAACGAGACAAGUGCAAGGUGUGUACUUGGAAAGUAACUGAGUAUGGUCCUUGCUUGUUCGGCGUUUGCUAUCCCUGGAAUAAGUCUCAACCGCGGUCAACGCUUGUUCCUGAUAACCUUGACCGUGUUAUUACAUCAAAUGCCAAAAUUACCCGAUCUCGUCCCUGA